AUGCCAUGUCUCGUCGAACUAAAAGCUUCUUUGAACAAGACCAUUCCGCAAAGGUGGGCCCUCUUGCUGUCACUUUCUUGGUCUCAAAUAUCGUGAUUGACUGGCAGGUGCUGCGCAAUUUUUUAGGCAAAAGCUCCAUACUCAUAUAACAGGAGAGGGAAUCCCAACCCGCUACAACAACAGCAGCACCAACAGAACAUAACUGGGAGCAACCCUUCUACAAUUCCUCCUUCCAAAGAGACAAAGGCAAAACUGAGCGCAUUUGCUUUCGGUGGCUUGACCCCUCGCCGUGGGAGAAUGGGGUCCGGCGGUGGAAAGGGGGCAGCGGGAGAGGGAGACGGCGAGAAUGAUGCAGAAGCUUUAGCAAGGACCCUAGACUCGGAGCCGAUGUCGGAUCCGACCAAAGAGUGCCCACAGACUCCCGCCCCACGACUUGCCUUGUCGGAUCUCAUCGGAAUUGGCGAGGAGGGAAAACUCCCACAGCCUGUAGCGCAACCAGAUGUUUCCCCGGAGGAUAGGAUCAUGUGGCAGUUGUCACCGAAUGGCUCGCAAGUAACGCCGAAGGUCAAGGGGAAAGGGCAAAAAAGGAAGAGAAAUAUCGAAUCACCCCCAGGGAAUGUUGCUCAUCAGGACUCACCGGCACCGAGAAAACCGGGCACUUUUAGCUUGCAAGGCCUGAACACGGACCUAAAAACGCCAUCAGCGGAUCCUGCGAUGCAAUUAUGGAGUAAAUAUUCUACAAACACUAAUUCUGGUCCUGCGGCUGCGCGCCCCAUCAACCCCGUCGCUCGUCUUUUCAAGAGCGGGGAAGCGUCUCAAAACGGGGUCUCGGAUACGUCGCCCCUCGGUUUGAGACGUUCAUAUAGCUGUGGUCCAGAUUGGCCUGGCCAUUCUCGCUUGAAGAAGCGAAAGACAAACCCUGAGUUGGGUUCCGAAGCAAGCAUCGCGGAAGAGCCUACAGAGGACCCCAAGAGCCUCACCGCCGGAGCCAGUGGCCCCGGGCCGUCGAGAUUAUCAAGAGUUAGUCGCCUGGUUGACAAAGUGAAGGAGACCUUGGGAAAACCCUUAGCCCCGCCAGAUUUACCAUCCUCUUCUUCCCCAUUACCGGAAAGACAUCCCAAUUUCGGCUUGACGUCGUCUCCACUCGGUUGUGGAAGGCUGAGGGCACGGGGAAAUCCUUCUCUUGGUAGGAGUAUAGCACUUGCCGAAGAAUCCGCGCCUAUCGAGAGCUCUGACUCGGAGGACUUUGGUGAGUUCGACGAGGCUGAUAUUGACAUGGAUAUGCUGGAAAAGGCUGAGGAGUUAAUAAGGGGUUCCCAGUCCCAAACUCGGCCCAACCCGAUUGCAGAGGGCUCCUAUAAUCCCCCAAUACCUACUCGCGAGCAGCCAAUGCAACCGGCCCAGGGGAACUCCGGGUUAUCCGUAGGUGCCGGUGGAGAAGACGAUUUUGGUGAUGGGGAUGAUGAUGAUUUCUUCACCCAAAAUUUUGAGGAACUGGUUGCUAAGUUUGACACACCUGCCGUUGAACCCAUUCCGGCCAGUAAUCUAGCAGGAGGCCCUCGAGGACCGGAUCAGGAAGGGUUAGUCGCUAAAGUUCGGGAUCGAGCAGACGAAAAUGCCAAAUUUCUGGAAGAAUUUGGUGAAAUUGAUUUUGAUGAAUGGGAGGAAGAGGAACUAAAGAUCACUCAAGGGCUUGUGCGUAUUACCUGUGACUGGGUUCCGGCAGUUCUCUAAUAAUUUCAAGACAGAUAUAAACGCGAAGGUCAUAAAAAGAUAUCUAGUUCUGGAAAUAUCCGAAAGCCAGUGGGAACUGGGGAAUCAUUUCUCGCAAAAUCAAAAGGUGGGGGCUUUAGUAUAUACUUUUGAAAUGCUGUCAUGCUAAUCUGCUCAGGUAUUGAAAGUUAAAGAUGAAAGACUAGAUCAUGAGAGAACAAUUCAGCUCCGAGAAUCGUGGUAUCUCGAUACCGAUAUCUCUAAAGGCGACUAUCUACAUCUGAUCGGAGCUUUUGACUCUUCCGGAAAUUGUGUCGUUGAUAAUGCUCACAACAUGAUUAUUCUUCACCCGGAUUUCCUUGUUUCAAGUACGGUGGUAGCAGACUCCUUUAGCUGUGUACGGAAGGCAGUUUUCCAAGAUCGUGUCAAAGCAACUGGUGACAUCAGUAGGCCAAUGGUGUACGGAAAUAUUCUUCAUUCACUUUUUCAGAUUGCUUUAGAAGCGAACGAUUUUUCGACUGUAUUUCUACGAAAAAGCAUAGACUCACUCGUCGUCCAGUAUGUAGAGAGUCUAUAUAUGUUAAAAGAGCCACUUCCUGUCGCGACGGAAUAUUUAUCCUCGAAAAUACACCUUGUCCAAGAUUGGGCAACUUUGUUCAUUUCGAAAAAGCCUAAGGUAGUGUUCUUUCUGCUUUGGAAACUCGCGCAGCUAAUCAAUAUACCUGAAGGAAAAUGCUAUCGUUACCGAGCAUCGCACAAGAUAUAAUCCAAUAGUUGCUAUUACUAAACUUCUCGAUAUCGAGGAGCAUGUUUGGUCUCCAAUGUUUGGCUUAAAGGGGAUGAUUGAUGCCACCGUUCAAGCUACAAUUAUUGACCACAAAAGUGAGAAAGUAUUAACUAUCCCACUCGAGCUCAAGACCGGCAAAAGCCCGACUGUAAUGAUGCACCGCGCUCAGACAAUGCUCUAUACUCUUUUGAUGUCGGAUCGAUAUGGUAAGUUGGCUGGUAUUAUCUAUCGGCCAAUGGCAACUAACUUGAUUUUAGACAUCGACGUGCAAUGCGGAUUGCUAUACUACCUGGAGAGUAAGGAAAUGAUUCGCGUUCCGGCUAUCAGAGACGAGUUACGCGGGAUGAUCAUUGGUCGUAAUCGCCUUGCGAGUUACAUUCGGAACAGAGAGGUCCUUCCGGAUAUGCUAAAAAACAAAUAUACCUGUGGAAACUGUUAUGCUAAGGAAACUUGCUUUAUAUACCAUAAAGUAGGCUCAAUCCCGCAGGUGACACUCCCGGCGGGGCAAGUGCUAACCGGCCAUAGCUUCUAGAAGACGGUACCCCCCAAACUAGUGGCGUCGAGGACCAUUUCCACGACAUCACCAGCCACCUUGGCCAGGCGCAUCAAACAUUCUUCAAGCAUUGGGACAACUUACUAUCCAAAGAAGAGAAGGACAUCUCUCGUUUUAGGAAAGAGCUUUGGGGACUGCUCAGUUCUGAACGAGAGGCGCUAGGAAGGUAUUUUGCUAUAGCGCCCGUUUUGAAUGUUGGUACGGGGCUAAUGUAUAACAUUUGAGUUAAGAUGCUUCGGUCAACUUGUUAUUGUGCCGGGUUCAAUCUCCGUUGAUUCUUCAGCCUCGAAGAUCAAUAGAUACACCUAUAGUUUAACAAAGGGUGAAGGGGCAGCGGUUCCGGGGUUUACUUUCUUGGAUUCUAUGAUCAACCCUGGUGAGCCCAUUGUGAUUUCAGAUGAACAAGGUCACUUUGCCCUUGCGCUGGGUUACAUAACGGAAAUCCGCUACAAUCGGGUCACUGUACAAGUAGACCGGCGAUUGCAUAAUGCGAGAACGCGCAAGCCUGGGUUCAAUAAGAAGACCAAUCAGGUGUUCGUGGGCAUCAUGGAGGUUUCCAAAGAUGGCGAGGAGCAAGAUUUUUCUCAGUCUAUCAGUCCAGGUGAGGGAAUCCGCUAUAGGUUGGAUAAGGACGAAUUUAGCAAUGGGAUGGCUUCUGUUAGGAACAACCUUGUUCAAAUCAUGUCACCCAAGUCAAACGAGAAGUACCGAAAACUCCUCGUGGACUUGGAGCCGCCUGUGUUCAAAAUUUCACCAACAGCUUAUUCAACAAAUAGUAGCAGUCAAACUAAUCUGAAUGAAGACCAACGUAAGGCAAUUGAAAAGGUCAUGAGCGGUAUGUCGUCCCCCUUUCGAAGUGUGCGACGGUGCCGCUAAACAAAUAAGAUAGCCCAAGAUUAUGCUCUCGUGCUUGGUAUGCCCGGAACGGGCAAGACCACUACCAUCGCCCAUAUCAUCCGAGCACUCGUAGGGCAAGGAAAAAGUGUAUUAUUAACGUCUUACACACAUACUGCCGUCGAUAAUAUCCUUUUGAAAAUCAAGAACGACAAUAUUGAUACCCUGCGUCUCGGCUCAGCGACCAAGGUGAUCCAUACAUUUCAAGCUAUGCGCGAUUCCCCAGUACUAAUUAGGGACUAGAUUCACCCCGAGGUCAAAAGCUUCGCACAAUUAGCAGAAGGUCAGAAAACAUCUUUUGAAGAAUUGAGAGAAACCUUCCAUAUCCCUAAAGUUGUUGCUACAACAUGUCUCGGGAUAAACCAGUGAGUCCGCCAUUCAGGUGCAAUAGCUGAACCGGCGCUGACUAAAACUCAGCCCUAUCUUUUCCGAACGCAAGUUCGACUACUGCAUCGUUGAUGAGGCCUCUCAAAUCACGCUGCCUGUCUGUCUUGGCCCGAUCCGAAUGGCCAAUACAUUUAUAUUGGUCGGCGAUCAUUACCAGUUGCCUCCACUCGUACGAAGUCCUGAGGCACGUGAAGGGGGACUAGACGUUAGUUUAUUCAAACUAUUGUCAGAUAGCCACCCCCAGAGCGUGGUAAACCUGGAGCACCAGUAUCGAAUGUGUGAAGAGAUCAUGACAUUGUCGAAUGACCUCAUCUACAAAGGGAAACUCAAAUGUGGCAACGAGCAGGUUGCAAAGAGGACGCUGCAGGUACCGCACAUUGAUGGGCUGUUGAGGCUCCAUUCUUCUACGCAAGAUACACGGUGUGGAAGCGGGCCCUGCUGGAUUCAAGAUCUGUUCGUGGAUGGGUAUGUUCAUCUUUCGGAACCGUUUCCCCUAGCCAAAAAGAUAUCAUGUUAACUCCGUGAAAUUUUAGUGUGAAAGCUUGCUUCGUAAACACAGACAGUGUUCCGGCAAAGGAAGUCCGAAAGGGUGAUCGAAUUAACAAUCCGAUUGAGGCUGAUAUUGCAUUUCAAGUAGGCAUCGAACGCUUAAUCUCGCCUGUCUAAAUACUUCUAACAUUGAUUUCUGCAGCUCGUCGAGGGAUUCUUGAGUUGUGGCGUCGAUCCAUCCUCUAUUGGAGUCAUCUCAGUCUAUCGCUCCCAAAUUAAGAUUUUACAGAACCUCCUCCGUAAUAGACCCUCCGUCGAGAUGCACACAGCGGACAAAUUCCAGGGUCGUGAUAAGGAAGUAAUCGUCAUUUCCCUCGUUCGUUCAAAUGACGAUCAAAACGUUGGCGAACUCCUCCGGGAUUGGCGAAGAAUCAACGUUGCGUUCACCCGAGCACGGAGCAAACUACUUAUCCUCGGCUCCAGAUCAACACUUCAAUCCAACGAACUCCUAGCAGACUUUGUCAGGCUCAUGGAGAGAAACAAGUGGAUAUACAACCUACCGCCCGACGCCCAACUCACUCACUUUAUGUCGCAAACCCAGUCCUCAGCAAGCGUCGACUGUAAGAAGGUGGGAGCCGCCAAGGGUUUAGAGAAUCGUAUGAACGGGAAGAGGUUAUUGAACUCAAGGAGCGCCUUUUUGGGCAACAGGCCGGUUUUGAAAGACAUUGUAAAUGGUGUGAUGUAAGCAAGAUUUGAUUACUCUCGUUGUUCGAGCAUAGCCGGAUUGUGGGCCUGUUCAUAAGUCGUGGUCGCUGUUUGUACAUGUAGGGCUCGCACUGGGUAAAGAGUUUUGUGUUUUAUGCUUAGAGAUUAGUUGAUGGUAUUUAUAUUCCUAA
Tuber aestivum (summer truffle) is the source of this 5719-nucleotide messenger RNA. NCBI's taxonomy places the organism in Eukaryota, Fungi, Ascomycota, Pezizomycetes, Pezizales, Tuberaceae. The record is from the annotation of a GenBank genome assembly.